This is a messenger RNA of Oncorhynchus mykiss (rainbow trout), 5788 nucleotides long. RefSeq names its product cardiac sodium-calcium exchanger (gene ncx). NCBI's taxonomy places the organism in Eukaryota, Metazoa, Chordata, Actinopteri, Salmoniformes, Salmonidae. Gene Ontology annotation, cellular component: axon; postsynapse; sarcolemma. The record is from RefSeq and is a predicted model, not a curated record. Gene Ontology annotation, molecular function: calcium:sodium antiporter activity. Gene Ontology annotation, biological process: sodium ion transmembrane transport; cell communication; calcium ion import across plasma membrane.
CUAUGCAGCCCAUGUUUAGAGAGACUCCUUGGGACCGGGCAUCCGCAGAACAAUGUCUGUUUCUGUUCAAUUCAGAGUGGUUAUUGCACGCUGUUCUUCCCGCUAGGCAGUGCGUCUUUUUCACAGCUCCAUUGGGACUUACAGAGGUGAAAGGAAGAGUUGGAGCAUAACACCUCAUCAGAAUCAUGAGACGAACUGGGACAUCAUCUUUCCUCUUCUGCGCUCUUCAACUCACAGUGUUGUUGGCAGUUUUCUCAUCUGAAAUUAAAUUUGUUACAGCUGGGAAUUCAAACCCAAGCCUCGGAACAAACUCUUCCAUUGGCAACCAAACUAAUAAGAAGUGUGAUUCAGUGGAUACUGAAUGCAAAGUGGGUGUCAUUCUGCCCAUAUGGUUACCAGAGAACCCAUCCUUUGGUGAUAAACUGGCAAGAGCCACAGUUUACUUUGUGGCCUUGUUUUACAUGUUCCUGGGGGUCUCUAUCAUUGCGGAUCGCUUCAUGGCGUCCAUCGAGGUAAUUACAUCACAAGAGAGGGAGAUCACCAUCAAGAAACCAAAUGGCGAAAAAGUGACAACCACUGUGCGUAUAUGGAAUGAGACGGUGUCCAACCUGACCCUUAUGGCCCUGGGUUCCUCAGCCCCGGAAAUCCUACUGUCCGUCGUUGAGGUGUGCGGUCACAACUUUGACGCAGGUGAUCUGGGCCCGAACACAAUCGUUGGUAGUGCUGCCUUCAACAUGUUCGUUAUCAUUGGAUUCUGUGUUUCUGUCAUUCCUGAUGGAGAGCACCGGAAAGUCAAACAUUUGAGGGUAUUUUUUGUUACCGCCACCUGGAGUAUAUUCGCGUACACCUGGCUUUAUCUCAUCUUGGCUGUCAUCUCUCCGGGCAUCGUACAGGUGUGGGAGGGCCUUGUCACACUGUUCUUCUUCCCAUUGUGUGUUGGGAUGGCUUACGUCGCGGAUCGCAGACUUCUUGUCUAUAAGUACAUGUACAAACGCUACCGCGCAGGGAAACGAAGAGGGGUGAUCAUUGAGACGGAAGGGGAGGCGCAAAUACCUUCAAAGAUGGACAUUGAAAUGGACGGGAAAAUGCUCAACUCAGAGAGCUUCAUGGACGGAGCGAUGGGUUUCGAUGAGAAGGACCUGGAUGAGGAGGAGGCCAGAAGGGAAAUGGUCCGGAUCCUGAAGGAACUGAAGCAGAAGCAUCCAGAGAAGGAGACGGAGCAGCUGAUAGAACUGGCCAACUACCAGGUAUUGACACAGCAGCAAAAGAGUCGCGCCUUCUACCGAUGCCAGGCUACCAGGAUCAUGACGGGAGCAGGGAACGUACUGAAGAAGCAUGCAGCAGACCAAGCCAGGAAAGCUGUUGGUGCGUACGAGAUUCGCUCCGAAGUUUCUGAGAAUGACUUUUCGUCAAAGGUCUUUUUUGACCCCGGUACAUACCAGUGCUUGGAGAACUGCGGUACAGUGGCCUUGAAUGUAGUACGCCUUGGUGGGGACUUGACUAACACUGUUUCAGUGGAAUACCGUACCGAAGACGGCACAGCCAAUGCCGGAUCGGACUACCAGUUCACUGAGGGCGUUGUGGUGUUCAACCCCGGUGAGACUGAGAAGGAGAUCCGGAUAGACAUCAUUGACGAUGACAUCUUUGAGGAGGAUGAGCAUUUUCUGGUCCACCUUAGCAACGUGAAGGUCAUAUCGGAGGGCACUGGCUACGUACAACCAAGGGCUAAUCACUUGGACACUUUGGCGGGCCUUGGCCUACCCUGCUCAGCCACCGUGACUAUCUUUGACGAUGACCAUGCCGGGAUCUUUACUUUUGAAGAACCGGUAAUGACCAUAAGCGAAAGUAUCGGCAUGAUGGAAGUAAAGGUUCUUCGUACCUCAGGAGCGCGGGGUCUAGUGGUCGUACCCUACAAGACCAUGGAGGGUACAGCAAAAGGAGGGGGAGAAGACUUUGAAGAUACGCACGGAGCGCUGGAAUUCCAGAACGAUGAGAUUUUCAAAUCUAUACAGAUCAAUAUAAUCGAUGACGAGGAGUAUGAGAAAAACAAGAACUUCUUCCUUGAGAUGGGAGAGCCUCAGCUGCUGGAGAUGAGUGAGAGGAAAGCUGUGUUGCUUCAAGAAAUUGGUGGAUUCGUGAAGACAGACAAAAGGCUUUAUGGCAGGGACGUCUACCGGAAAGUGCAGGGUAGGGAUAACCCUGUCCCUGCCACCAUUAUCAGCCUUGCAGAGGAAGGGGACGAGGAAGCUCUCUCUAAGAAGGAGGAGGAGGAACGCCGCAUCGCUGAGAUGGGCCGGCCCACCCUGGGGGAGCACGUUAAACUGGAAGUCGUCAUCGAGGAGUCGUAUGAGUUCAAGAACACAGUGGAUAAACUGAUUAAGAAGACCAACUUGGCUCUAUUGAUUGGAACCAAUAGCUGGAGGCAGCAGUUUAUGGAAGCUAUCACAGUCAGCUCUGGCGAUGAUGACGAGGACGAGUGCGGCGAGGAGAAGCUGCCCUCCUGCUUUGAUUACGUCAUGCACUUCCUCACCGUCUUCUGGAAGCUCCUGUUCGCAUUUGUGCCGCCCACCGACUACUGGAAUGGCUGGGCCUGCUUCGUGGUCUCCAUCAGUAUGAUUGGCCUGCUCACCGCCUUCAUUGGAGACCUGGCCUCCCACUUUGGCUGUACCGUGGGCCUCAAGGACUCCGUGACCGCCGUGGUGUUUGUGGCGCUCGGGACGUCUGUGCCAGACACAUUUGCCAGCAAGGUAGCUGCAAUUCAGGACCAGUACGCCGAUGCCUCCAUCGGCAACGUAACGGGCAGCAAUGCCGUCAACGUCUUCUUGGGCAUCGGCGUGGCCUGGUCCAUCGCUGCCAUCUACCACAAUUCCAAGGGCAACGACUUCCGGGUGGACCCGGGCACCCUGGCCUUCUCCGUCACCCUAUUCACCAUCUUCGCCUUUGUCGCCGUGGCCGUGCUCAUGUACCGGCGCCGGCCCGAGAUUGGGGGCGAGCUGGGUGGGCCCCGUGGCCCCAAAAUCGCAACCACCUGUCUCUUCUUCAGCCUGUGGCUCAUGUACAUCGUCUUCUCCUCCCUGGAAGCUUAUUGCCACGUCAAGGGCUUCUAACUUCUCUAUAAAGUAUCUGAAAGCAAGAUUCAAAAAGGGAUAAUUAAAAGAUCUAAGAAAGCUUCUGAAAGAUCUUCGAAAGCUUCUUAGUCUUUGAAAGCUUCUAUAAGGUCUAAUAAAGCUAUUCAAAAGUAUUUGAAAGCUUCUAAAGUAAAUUUUAAAUAUUUUUAGUCUUUUAAAAGCUUCUAAAAUAAAUGUUAAUGCUUCUAAAAAGAACCACUUUAUUGACAUCCUACGCCAUUGACUUCCAUGUCCAUUUAUCCUAAAUCUAACAUCCAUGACUCUGCAUACCCUUCUCGUCCUAUGCUUAAGCCACCUACUGCCACAUCCAAGACAUCCAAAGCAUCCACUACUACAACUAAGGCCUCUGAACCAACACCAGCCGGAUGGUGGCCCAAAAAUAGGGAUUUUUGUUUAUUUUUAACUAUUCAUUUAGUGUUUGUUCUCUAGCUCCUUCGAUCCUGUUGUUGCAGCUUUAUUUUAAAUGGAAGCUAUCUGUUGACUUUCAUUGGAUCAAGACUCCUAAGGCUGUGUAUCCAAAAUGUACUUUCAAAUGAAGCAAAAACGUGUGCUUGUUUGGUUAUACAGAACUUCAAAGCUGGGCAUAAAAGUGCUGCUGGUUGGCGUCCACAAUUUCUGUUCAGGCCCCCCCCCCCCCCCCACACACAAAAUAAUUGACAAAUUUGUCAUAAUAUUCCUGUAGCCAGAAACGUGAGUGAUUGUUUAAAUGCAAAGAGCAUAUGGAUGAAAAAUGCAUAGUUACUUAGGUAAAAACUUGAAUGAGGCUAUAGCUCAUUUUAUGUCUACACUGUACUGUUGCAGUGAUGACUGUACCUCUAAUAUUAUAGAAACUAAAAAAAAACUUUCCUUACAAGAAGAAUGUCUUGAUAUAAAAUGUCACUAAUGCACAUGUUACAUAUUAUAAUUUUUUCCCCACUAAACAUUUAUCAGCAACAAUACUAUAACACUAUACAAGUAGAGUGUUGGCUACAAUACACCGAGAUCUUUUCACUAAAAUGCAUUUACCACAAUUUACAAAUGAAAUAUCAUUGUAAAACAAAAAAUUAACUGCGUAAAUUGAAAUCAACAAGUUGUUUUAUCAACAAAAAAAAAUCUAAUUGGACGGAAUGAGCCUAGAUAUUAUUCAGUGAAAGAUUUUUGAAAAUGUUUUUAGGAAAAUGAACCAACCUUUUCUAGCGUGGUUGGACAGGUUGAAGUUCUUUUGAUAUUCUUAUCAGACCUCUCAUGACAAGGAUUAUAUCCUAUACAGUAUGGAUCUUCCAUAUUUGGGUGAAUAGGGCUUUUAAGACUUCUAUCAUACUGCAGUAAGAAGAUAAAGUCCAGAAAAUAUAUAGUAUGCCGUGAAUGGGCAACUUUUGUAGGCCUUUUGUAGGCCUGCGGACCAAUUACACUUUUAAUUUUUUUGAAAACAAAUUCUUAGGAGUUUAGUCGGGGUCUCAACUCACUGUUGAGGGUUAGAAUAAAGAAUACACAAGAUGCAAUUUAGAAAUGUGGUUGUGCAUCAGCAGUCACUCAAUUAGCCCAUUUCAGCUAAAUGUUUUUUGAUUGGUAAAUUAGUCUAGUGGCCAGCUAUCUAAACUUGUAGUAAGCAUGGUUGAAUUAAUGACCGGGGUGGGGCCCUUUGAUCAUCAGUUAUCAUAUUAAAACUGCUGACAUUUGCAUCCACCCUAUGGUAAAAUGUGUAGAAUUUCAGGAAAUGAGCUGUAAAACUUCUAAUUGUUUUCUCCAGUCCAUGGCAAAAUGAGUAAAAUUGCAUGAAAUGAGUUGUAAAAUAAAAAUAUAUUCUCUGUGCCCAGUGGCAAAAUGUGUAGAAUUGCAGAGAACAUGCUUUAAAACGGUAACAUUUUCUCUACACCCCAUGGCAAAAUGUGUAGAAUUGCAGGAAAUUAACUUUAAAACUUCAAAUGUUUCUCUUCGCUGUCACAGGGGUGCUUUGCUGGCGGGGGGUGGUAUGGAUGUGGGUACGCAGACCCACGAACCACUGCAGCCCCUCAUGAUGAGUUCCGUUGUUCAUCCCUGUAGUAAACUAUCAAGAUCUCCAAGACAGAGACUGCCAAUCCCUUUAUAUAUGUGAUGUCCAUAGCAUCUUUCAUUUUGUCUGUUAACUAUCACAGGUGACAGACAAAACAACAAACUCUACAGUUGUGCUUCUCUCAUAGAAAAGUCAUCAAAAAUGUAUUGCGUGUCAAGUUUUGUCAUACGUUGAUUCUUUGUCCAGGUGUGCGGUGAUGUUCACUUUAGCGCUGUGGUGAGCAUAGUGUGCUCUGACUGAAUAAUCCUCAAUGUUGGAUUAUCAAUGUGCUAAUUGUAAACUAUAUGCAUGAGUGUAAACAUAACUGUAUAUCAUAAGCCGUAGUUAUCAUUAACAUUAGGGGACACAUUUUAAUAAUGAGUAGUAAUGGAUUUGGGUUCAUUGAGUUUGUUUUUGUGUGUUUGCUCCUAGAACAAUGUUAUCUGAAAGACUACACUUCUUUAAAGUAAUGUGAACAAAUAAUUUCUUAUUUGUAUGAAAAGGCAAUAUCUCAUACUCUUGUGUUGAUGAAAUAGGUAUUUGUACUGUCCAAAACUAUAGUUUGCUGAUGUCAAGUUUGCGGAAAAGACGAAGCAGUACUUUGUCUGUGUUAUCUGUUUUUGUAUAUAGUGUACAGUGUUGUCAAAGU